Molecule: messenger RNA, 3637 nt
Organism: Diceros bicornis minor
Lineage: Eukaryota; Metazoa; Chordata; Mammalia; Perissodactyla; Rhinocerotidae
Gene: FADS3
Product: fatty acid desaturase 3
Exons: 12
Coding region: 179-1528 (449 amino acids)
Biological process (GO): lipid metabolic process
Cellular component (GO): membrane
Molecular function (GO): oxidoreductase activity, acting on paired donors, with oxidation of a pair of donors resulting in the reduction of molecular oxygen to two molecules of water
Source: RefSeq, a predicted model, not a curated record
GUUCCCGGCGCCGGGAGCCGGGCAGGCGCACGCUCGUACGGCGGCCGCAGCGGCAGGGCGGGGCCGCGGAGCAGCCGCGGCGGCGGAGGCAGCCCCCGGGAAGGCGACUUCGCGCCCCUCGGUGCCUCGCUCGGCCCUCGGAGGGGUCCCGGGUUCCCGGAGACUUCUGCCCGCAGCCAUGGGCGGCGUCGGGGAGGCCGGCGGGGGGCCGGGGCCGCGCGAGGGGCCCGCGCAGCUGGGGGCGCCGCUGCCCACCUUCCGCUGGGAGCAGAUCCGCUCGCACAACCUGCCGGGCGACAAGUGGCUGGUCAUCGAGCGUCGCGUCUACGACAUCAGCCGCUGGGCACAGCGGCACCCGGGGGGCAGCCGCCUCAUCGGCCACCACGGCGCGGAGGACGCCACGGAUGCCUUCCGUGCCUUCCACCAAGACCUCGAUUUUGUACGCAAGUUCCUGCAGCCCCUGCUGAUCGGAGAGCUGGCACCAGAGGAGCCCAGCCAGGAUGGACCCCAGAAUGCCCAGCUGAUUGAGGACUUCCGAGCCCUGCGCCAAGCAGCUGAGGAGAUGAAGCUGUUUGAGGCCAAGCCCACCUUCUUCGCCUUCCUGCUGGGCCACAUCCUGGCCAUGGAGGUGCUCUCCUGGCUCAUCGUCUACCUCCUGGGCCCCGGCUGGGUGCCCAGCACCCUCGCCGCCCUCAUCCUCGCUGUCUCCCAGGCUCAGUCCUGGUGUCUGCAGCACGACCUGGGCCACACCUCGGUCUUCAGGAAGUCCCGGUGGAACCACCUGGCCCAGCAGUUUGUGAUGGGGCAGCUGAAGGGCUUCUCAGCCCACUGGUGGAACUUCCGCCAUUUCCAGCAUCACGCCAAGCCCAACAUCUUCCACAAAGACCCAGAUGUGACCGUGGCUCCCAUCUUCCUCCUGGGAGAAUCAUCCAUUGAGUAUGGCAAGAAGAAGCGCAGAUACUUACCCUACAACCACCAGCACCUGUACUUCUUCCUGAUCGGCCCGCCGCUCCUCACCCUGGUGAACUUUGAGGUGGAAAAUCUGGCGUACAUGCUGGUGUGCCUGCAGUGGGCGGACUUGCUCUGGGCCGCCAGCUUCUACUUCCGCUUCUUCUUGUCCUACAUCCCCUUCUAUGGCGUUCCUGGGGCGGCGAUCCUCUAUGUGGUUGUCAGGGUCCUGGAGAGCCACUGGUUCGUGUGGAUCACGCAGAUGAACCACAUCCCCAAGGAGAUCGGCCAUGAGAAGCACCGCGACUGGACCAGCUCGCAGCUGGCAGCCACCUGCAACGUGGAGCCCUCGCUCUUCCUCGACUGGUUCAGCGGGCACCUCAACUUCCAGAUUGAGCACCACCUCUUCCCCACGAUGCCAAGACACAACUACCGCAGGGUAGCCCCACUAGUCAAGGCUCUAUGCGCCAAGCACGGCCUCAGCUACGAGGUGAAGCCCUUACUCACCGCCCUGGUGGACAUCGUGGGGUCCCUGAAGAAGUCUGGCAACGUCUGGCUGGAAGCCUACCUCCACCAGUGAAGGCACACCCAGGGUCCCGCAACCACCAAGCCAGCCCAGGCAGGCUCAACGACACCCCCCACCCUCCUGCCUGGGGGGCCCUGCUACCCUCUUCAUCCUGCUGUCUUCCCCUCGGCCCCCUCGCCUGUCUGCUCAGCAGCCCUAAGGCCGCGGUUCUCCGUCCAACAGGACCAGGGCUAGGGGGAUGGUACAUAAAGCCACACGGUGAGCAUGGCAUGUUUUCCUAGAGCAAAAUGUAGGGAAAACGGUUAUUUUUAUAUAAAAACAAACCCAGAUAUAUCAUGGAGUAGAGUACUGAAUGUGCAUGAAUUUUGGAGCUGGAGUCUGCCCCAGGCUACCCAAGAGGAGUUCAGGCCCUUGGGUCCUCAGGGUGUUGGGGGCAGGGGAGGAUGGUGGCUUUUGGAGUCCCCUCCUCUCUGGGUCCGGGAGCUGGCAGCUGCCCGGGCUCGGAUCUGCCCAAGGGCCUGGUCUCUUCCUGUUCUUACCCGCUAACCAGCAGCGUGGGCAGGUCACGCUGGGUUCACCUCACUUUACUUCUCUGCACUGUAGGACAGGGGCUGAUCAGCAGAUGAGGGCCCAGGGCUGAGGGCUGUGUCGGCAGGCGCCCCCAGAGCGCAGGAGAGGGAAGCCCGUAUGUCCCGGCCCCGCGUUAGCUUCCUCCAGCAGCCUCCGUGAUGAGGGGCCUCAGAGGACCACAGGCAGGGGACCACCUGCCGAUCUUGGUAUUGCACUUGGCACCACACGGGUGGGGGCGUGGCCUGACUGCGCUCAGUGGCCCACAGGAGGUGACACUGCAUCUCCCCUGUGCCCGCCUGGGGCCAGGCGCUUGCCUGCAGUUGCUGCAGUGAAUAAGCUGGACCUCUGGGAAAUGCCCGUUUCUGUCCCUGGAGUCUGGGAGUGGCAUCCGGGGGCUCGCCAUGGCCGGCCAGUAUCCUUGGGCAGGGCGCUGCCCUGCCUCAUCUGGAAGGUGUGUGUGGUUGGCCUGGGCCUAUGGUUUUCGGACAGUUCUGGGGAGAGCUUUGAGUUGCCUCUUGGGGCUUCUAGAAGGUGGGAAGAAAGGAGAGCUGGGAGGCUGGACACCCCGCUCCCAGCACCCAUGCACUUCAGCAGCUCCAGGCUGAGCUGAAGGUUUCAUUUAAGAAGUGUCAGCAGCUUUAAAAAAAAAAACUUGAAAUGCAGAGCUAGGGUUUCUCUGAGGACGUUUCUGGAGAGGGAGCUGAAGUCUCCCCACCAGCUGCAGGAUUGCCCCCCCCCCCCACUCUUUGUCAGGGUUUCUAUUGCCCUGAACUGGGUCCCCUUCAGGAAGGGGCACAAAUACUGCAGCAAUUCUGGCUCCAUCCUCCCCAGGACCCCCCAGCCCCACCCCGGUCCACUCCACGCAGCUCCCAUCCCCUCUUCUGUGGAGUCCGGCAGACCAGGGGGCAUGUCCUGCCUCUGCCAGGACUCAAGGCUGUGUCAUCUUGGGGAAGUUAUUCAACCUCACUGAGAGGGUGUGUGACCUCCUAGGGUAAUGUAAGAUAAAAGGGAUGCUGUGUGGAAGGCUCUUUGCAUAGAGCCGAGCCACAGGGCUCAGAAAUGGGAGAUAAACAAACAUAGAUAAGGAGAUUAGUGGUUACCAGAGGAGAAGGAGGUGGGGAGAGGGUGAAAGGGGUAAAGGGGCACAUAUGUGUGGUGACGGAUAGAAACGAGACUAUUGAUGGGGAAAACGAUGCAGUCUAUAAACUGAAAUAUAAUAAUGUACACCUGAAAUGUACACACUGUUAAAAGCCAGUAUGACCUCAAUAAAAAAACAAUAAAAAAAAAAAAAAGCCAAUCCUAAAAAAAAAAAUUUAUGCACACAGUCCAACGCCCUGGGGCCACCACCUGCCUUGACCUGGGAUAAACGCUUGGCUGUCUCUGAGCCUCUUUCCCCCUUGAAAGGUACUUCCUGCCUUGACAGCAAACUCUUUUAUGUCUAGAGUAGGCCCCACAUUCAGGGUCCCUGCACAGCUGUUAGUCCCCCUUCCUGCGGCCGCUGUGGAAGCCCUGGGCGGGCGGGCGGUGCCUUUCCUGCAGAGGCUCUGAGGCGCUUAUCAGGGAGAUGUUAACACUGGUCUCCGGGGUAGCGCG